UCUUCUUCUUUUUUUUUUUUUUUUCCAAAAGCCCAUUGUAAAUUUUAUUAGAUUUUUUUGUUACUUUUUUGUUUUUACUUCAUCUCCUUUCUCUUUCAAUGUCCGUUGGUAACAGACGAAAGUUUCAGACAUAACACACAAACACACACUUCUCUAAUCUCUCUCUCUCUCUCUCUCUCUCUCUCUCUCUCUAAGCAAUCAAGCAGACAAAGACAGUGAUGAUAUAAAAGCCAGGAAAAAGGAGGAUCACUCAUCGUUUCAUCUCAUGAAUCUCUCCGCCGACCAAGCUCCCGUCGCCGACGAAAUAGCUCAGCCGGCUCAACCUCAUCGCUUAUCAACAUCAUGUGAUCUCCACCCAGAUGAACGUUUCUCCGGUUUCUGCCCUUCAUGUCUAUGCGACCGCCUCUCCGUCUUAGAUCACACCGCCGCUCCGCCUCCGUCUUCUUCCCGGAAACCUCCCACUAUCUCCACCGCGGCGUUGAAAGCUCUCUUCAAGCCCUCCUCCUCUAGUGGUACCAACAACAACAACAACAACGCCUCCAAUGGGAACGGUCGGGUCCGACCCUGUUUCUUCCCGGAGCUCCGGCGUACUAAGUCGUUUUCAGCCAAGAACAACGAGGGAUUCUCCGGUGGGUUUGAGCCGCAACGUCGGUCUUGUGACGUCAGGCUCCGUGACGAGCACAGAAACGUUCCAACCAAAGAAGCUGACACCGUCGGUAAAAUCGAGGACGAGACUAGGAAGUCUAGCGUGAGUGAGACAGUGUUAGAAGUUAACGAAGAAGCUGAAAUCGAGGAGGUAGAAGAAGAAGAACAUGCUGGUCACUCUGAGAUCGUGAAAGAUUCCGACGAGAUUGUGGAGGAAGAAGAGGAGGAACUGAAGCCAAUGAAGGAUCACAUGGAUCUCUACUCACAGACGAAGAAACCGUCGGUGAAAGAUUUCGCCGGUAGUUUCUUCUCUGCGGCCUCUGUUUUCAGCAAGAAGCUUCAGAAAUGGAGGCAGAAGCAAAAGGUUAAAAAGCCUACAAGCGGCGGAGGACGGCCACAGUCCGAGAUCGGAUAUGGCCGGAAAUCCAGCGACACUGAUCCGAGAUACUCGCUUGACGCGGGGAGAUUCUCCGUCGAUAUCGGUCGGAUUUCGCUAGACGAUUCUCGCUACUCGAUCGACGAGCCAAGAGCGUCGUGGGACGGUCACUUAAUCGGCAGAACGACGGCGGCUAGGGUUCCUCCGCCGCCGUCGAUGCUAUCAGUCGUGGAAAACGCUUCGGUGAAUGUGAAUCGAUCAGACAUGCAAGAACCGUCGAUUAACAAUGAAUCGGAUCCGAUAAUCAUAAUCCCAGGCGGAUCGAAUCAAACGCGAGACUACUACAAUGAACCUCCGUCGUCACGGAGACGUAAGAGCCCCCUCGACAGAUCCAAUUCGUUUAGAAAAAUUGCGACGGAGCUAGACGAUGCCAAAUCGUUGUCGAAUUCGAAGGUUUCACCGGCGAUUACGAUAGAUUCGAACUCCGUGGAAACAGAGGAGAACAGAGUGAAUCAAAAUCAAAACGGUGAGAAGAAAUCGAGACGGUGGGGGAAAUGGAGCAUUCUAGGGUUAAUAUACAGGAAAGGUGUUAACAACAAAGACGAUGAUGAUGAAGAAGAAGAAGAUAGGUAUAGCAGAUCGAAUAGUGCCGGAAUGGCGGAGAGGUCUUUAUCGGAAUCAUGGCCGGAGAUGAGGAACGGAGAAGGAGGACCGAAGAUGAGGAGGAGCAACAGCAAUGUGAGCUGGCGAAGCUCCGGCGGAGGAUCGGGGAGGAAUAAGAGUUCGAGGUAUUCGUCUAAGGAUGGAGAGAACGGGAUGUUGAGGUUUUAUUUGACACCGAGCUGGAGAACAGGUGGUGGCGGUGGCGGUAGCGGCGGAGGCGGUGGUGGGUGGGAGAAGACGGCUGCUAAAGCUAAUAGUCACGGCCACUCUAUAGCGAGGAGGGUUAUGAGGCUGUAUUGACCAAAUUGUCCCUCUUCUUUUUUUAUUUAAUUGGGAUCUUUUGGUUUGUGGUUGAUAAUUUUUUGGGUUUAUCUAAAUUUUCAUUGUGAAUAAAUUGGUUGUCUACUUAACCGGACCAAAUUAGAAACGGGUUAUUUUCGAAACUGUGAUAUAUAUGCCUCUCUCUAAACCUAAAGUAGUCGGAAUUUUUUGGGCUAUGCUCUCACUCCGCCGCCGUCUUCCACCACAUCGUCCGACUUAUGAUUGGUUGGGUUCUUCGAGCUGAUUCGGUUGCAAGAAUGCAAGUUCGAACCAGAAGAAGAAGAAGAAGAAACCGAUUGAGAAAGGCUGGCAUAUUGAUAAAGCUGGAAUGUGGGUGAUGAUGCAAUGUAAGUGUUUGACGAAAUGUCUGAGAGAAGGCAAUGUAUACUCUCUUGCCAGCUUAGCUUAAGUUAUUGAACAAGUAAAUUAGUCGAGGCUCGAGAUUAGUUAGGUGAUAUGUGUAGUCUCUGGCUAGCUGAGCUUGUUCUCUCUGUUUCUUAGCAUCUAAACUCAAGCUGCAUUCGUAUCCUCUUCUUUUUAUUUCAGCAACUAGCUAAGUCUGAGUUCGAGCCCUUGCUCUGUGUAUGUGUUAUCAAGAUUGAAUCUUUUAAGUAGCUUAAACAAACAACUCUGGGUUUCAAAUAAAAAUGGUUUUUGCGUGAGCAGCAUAAGCAUCUAAAUGACACACAUUGGUCUUGGUGGUUUGAGUAAACAUCACUGAGAUCUAUUGUGUUCCGAUGCAAAAGCAAAUGUAAAAGUAGCUUGACGUAUCAAGCCCAAGUGUUAAGUUUCAAACUUGGGUCUAUUAAUCAAGUUAUAUGAUCUUUGUUGCCUCAUUCUAUUUGUUGCUGCCUUUUCCCU
Camelina sativa (false flax) is the source of this 2866-nucleotide messenger RNA. Its product is annotated as protein OCTOPUS-like. The record is from RefSeq and is a predicted model, not a curated record. Gene Ontology annotation, cellular component: plasma membrane. Lineage: Eukaryota; Viridiplantae; Streptophyta; Magnoliopsida; Brassicales; Brassicaceae.